Phalacrocorax carbo (great cormorant) is the source of this 14479-nucleotide messenger RNA. NCBI's taxonomy places the organism in Eukaryota, Metazoa, Chordata, Aves, Suliformes, Phalacrocoracidae. The record is from RefSeq and is a predicted model, not a curated record.
GUCCCCAUUGAAAGCAGUUACAAAAUUCCCAGGAUCAGGAAAUUAAUUUAGAUGCUUUGGAGGGGAUUGACAGAGUCUCAGGAAGUUUAAGGGAAAGCUUGGUGACCCAGGUACACCCAGCUGGGGGGAACAGGGGAAAAAGCCACUAAUGGCUGUCUUUUGGUAUGAGACCCCCAGCAUGAAGGCAUAAUUAGGGACCAAGUAAUGGUUUGAUAGACUUAUACAAACAUCUCAGGCAUGGGUGGCAUCUAGCCACCGAGGCGAAGGGCACCUGAGUGGAGGAUCGCACUGGGGGACACUUCCUAAAGCAGCAAAACUGUGGAGACAAAAGCACAGGGAGAGAAAGGGUACCCCAGCCCCACCCUGAGUGGGAAUGAGUGAGCUCCUGACAAGCAGCAGCUUGGUUGGGAACAUGAGUUACGGCAGCCAAACCCCCUCACGUACAAAAGCAACCCCAGGGAGCAUGAGUGACCAGGAGCGUGGCGACCAGGGCAGGCAAACAGGGUGUGUGGGGCUUCAGAAGGGUGUGACGUGGCAGUUCACCUAGGCAGGGCCUAUGGGCAGGGCAUGUAGGCAGGGUGCAGUCCCCUUCCUGGCUUUAAAGGGUAACUCCACUAGUGGUCACUGCACCCUCAGGAGAGGACCUUGCUGCAGUUUCCACUCACCCCGUGCAAUGCUACAGGCUUGGGGGAGAGUGGCUGGAAAGCUGCGCCAGCGGAGAAGGACCAGGGGGUGUUGGUUGACAGCUGGCUGAACAUGAGCCAGCAGUGUGCCCAGGUAGCCAAGAAGGCCAACAGCAUCCUGGCUUGUAUCAGGAAGAGUGUGGCCAGCAGGAGCAGGGAGGUGAUCAUGCCCUUGUACUUAUCACGGGUGAGGCCGCACCUCGAGUACUGUGUUCAGUUUUGGGCCCCUCAGUACAAGAAGGCCAUUGAGUUGCUGGAGUGUGUCCAGAGAAGGGCAACGAAUCUGGUGAAGGGUCUGGAGAACUAGUCUGAUGAGGAGCAGCUGAGGGAAUUGGGGUUGUUUGGUCUGGAGAAGGAUGCUGAGGGGAGACCUUAUUGCUCUCUACCUGAAAGGAGGUUGUAGUGAGGUGGGUGUUGGUCUCUAACUAGUGAUAGGUUGAGAGGGAAUGGCCUCAAGUUGCAUGAGGGGAGGUUUAGAUUAGAUAUUAUGAAAAAUUUAAUUACUGAAAGAGUGGUCAGGCAUAGGAACAGGCUGCCCAGAGAGGUGGUGGAGUCACCAUCCCUGGGGGUGUUCCAAAAAUGUGUAGAUGUGGCACUUCAGGGCAUGUUUUAGGAAGCAUGGUGGUGUUGGGUUGAUGGUUGGCCUUGACUAUCUUAGAGGUCUUUUCCAACCUUAAUGAUUCUAUGAUUCUAUGUUUGCUGCAUGCUUAUGAUGGAUCUGGCAGACCUGCAUCAGCCCCUGGAAGUGGCCACUUCUGGAGGCCUCUGAAUCUGAUAGGAAAAUGGGAAGCCCCAGGGUCUAAAUACACUAUCAAAGGGAUAGUACAGAGAGGAGGGAGAGAUUUCCCACCCCCUCUAAUUGUUGAUAACAUGCCAAGACAGGAUGCAUUUGAAGCUGAAGUCCAAGGGAAGUUACAAGAUGGCCAUACUGUGCUGCUCCUUCUGGUUGGAGGAAAAACACUGUAUAUAGAAGAAAGGACAGACAUCCAUCAAGCAUCCAAUUAUCACUUUGGGUUUUCAGUUUUUUUCAUUAAAAAGGCCAUUUUCACCCCUCUCUCCAGAAAGGGAAACCAGGAAAAUAGUUUGCUAAAAAAGAAAUCAAGUCAAAAGGUCUUGCAUUUUAUUUCUCCUUUCUUCAGUCUCUUUCCUUCCCAUUUCUCCUGUUCCCUCCCCUUCAGAUUUCCUUCCCUUCUUCCUUUGACAGUGGCAAAUGGAAAAAAAAAAAGCAGAAUGAAUUGAUAGUUGAAAACUUGUGCUGGGCAAAAUUUGAAGAAGGAAAGAUAAACCAAGGCAAACAAGUUGUUGAGAGUUAUUUGCUUGCCACAUUCCCCCCACUGCUCAUCCACCCUCCCAGCCAGAGAGGUUGCAUCCAUCCCUGUGUGCACCAAACAAGCCCCUUCCCACGCCCUUCUGGUAAGUUUCUUUCUCCCCAAAGAGAAAUGUGUCUUUCUUGAGCCUUUUCCCUUGGAUCCUCAUCUGAAUGAAGGUGAUUCCUGGUCUGGCUGGACUGCUGCACUUGAUCAGGUAGGGAGACACUGUGUUGUCCCUCACAGACACCUGGGGCUGCAACGGGCUGGGGAGCCCUUUCCAUCCCAGCCCUGGACAAGCAUCCAUGCUCUGGAGGACUCAUAGCAAUUCUUGCACUUCUACCUUUGUCCAGCAUGAAGUAACAUAUGUUUCUUCUCAUCAUCAGGGUAUCUUCAAUUUUCAUGACUCCAACCCUCUACAUAGUUUUCUUGUAGGGAGUAUUGCAGUGGCAUUUAAUCUUGGUUAGAGUUCAGCUCCCAAACCUUCUUCUGCCCCAGGCGCCCAUGGUAGCCCUCAGGCAAAGGACAGUGAUCUGCUAUAGCUCUCAAUGAGCUGGACAUGCAGCUGUGCCCUCCUGCCAGCCCUUAUCUUAGUUUUUUGAGUGGAGAGAAGCUAUGCCCACAAUAGCCCUAAUACAGGGGUUAGUUACCAAGCAUCGGUGCCACAGCUCUGUCUUGAGCAAAGCUCUUGGUUUUUCCUUGAUCCUGUGCAUGUAUUGCACCUUUCCCAGGGCCAGGAGAGGACAAAGGGCAAUAGGGACUGAGCUGGAGGAAAUGGGGUAUUUUUGUUUGUGAAAACCCUUAGAAGAGCAGGGGAGACUGGUUUCUCAGAUAUUUGGUCAUGUUUGCAUUGUGUGAGUUAUGGGUGCUCUGCAGCAACUGUGUGGUUUCUGCUUUCAUCUGGGGACUUCCCUGAGCUUUUGCUUCCCUGGUGUGUGGGAGGAGGGGUUUGGUGAGGUGCUUUGCCUGUCUUGAAAGGAAGUGGACCUUGUCCAGGUAGAAAUAAGAGGCAGUAGGCAAGUGAUUUGGGUGCACAGCAAAUAAGACCUAGGAAAGAGGCAGUCUGCAGUCAUGAGGGUAUAGAGAGCAUCAGGUCGUUUUGCUGUUCUUUGCUUUAUUAUGUUACAUGAGCUUAUGUAUGGUAACCUCUUACUAAUUAGUUAAGUCAGGUUUGAACAGGGGAAGAGGAGAGUUAUGUGCAUCAAAGAAGAAGAUAAAAUAGUAUAAGACUGCAAAAAGUAAGGAUUAAAAUUUAAGACCUGAGAGACUGAGAUGUGUAUAUGCUGAUAUCCAGUUCCCUUUGCGGGGCUGCAGGGAAGGGCUGGGGCAUUGAAGUCAAAGACUUUAUUCCUGAAUCUCUUGCUAGGACCAAAGGAAGAGAAGAAAUGUGUCUAACAGCUUUUGGGGGGUGGUGGGGAGUUUGUUUUGCUUUGUUUUUUAUUUAAACCCAGAAUAAGCCCUGCCCCCUCAACUGCUCUUGGAGCAUGAUUCUGGCUCUGAUUUGAAUCCCUGACCCACGACAGUCUCUGCGAAAGAGGACAUGUAUUUUUGGAGCUGUCUGUUCUGGUUUGUCAAGCCUGUGCUAGGAAAGCUAUGUGGAAAGGAAAGGGAUUCCCGGGAAGAAAUUUUUUCAAUGGCUGUGCAAAGCCAGUCGUGGGCAACUCCAUCCUGUCUUGCUUUUGGUGACAUGCCAAGACCAUGCUGUGAAACAGUCCCUUGAUUUUUUUCUCUGCUUUUGUUUUUUACAGGCUGUAGAGUAGUUUCCUGCCCAGCCUGGGUAACAGCCAGGAUGGGGAACUUUACCCCUCUAGCUGUCUAGGAUGGCUCCUCUGGACAGGAGGCAUGCUCAUGCUCAUUUGUUAUUUGUCAGUGGCCACUAGACUUUUCCAAAAUAUGCUUUAUGGAGUGUGAGGCUUUUAUUGUGCCAUGGUGUAGAUAGCAGUCUCUGGAGAAGGACGAAUGAUUACAGGCAGUCUGUUGCCUUUCCUGACCUCUUAUUUCAACAGGAGAUUAAAUGAGCUGCUUUUUCUCAUGGAGGAAUAAACACACCCCCCAAACAAAAAAGCAACAUGUCACUUUCCCAUAUCCUGGAGAAGGGCCAUCACCACGUUGUGCAACAUGAACCUCCCUCCCCACACACUAGCUUUGAAGUGGGGAUGACCUGAAAGGUGGAGCCUAGUGUUUCUUGACCAAGCUCUCCAGGGCUAGAGGGCUUUGUGCUGGGAUGCUGCAAGCAGCACACAGGUGGGCCCAGGAGCUGCCGAAGAGAAUUCCCACCAGUGGCAAGGCACAGUGGUGUAAAUCAGAAACCCUGGGUUAGCCUCUUCAGAAUGGUGGGAGGCAUCCUGGCAAUUGGAACAGGCUGGGCUUAAUCUCAUAACUUUGGGGAAGACAUGUCCAGUCAGCGUUAGUCUUCUGUAUUAUGCUUUUGGAUGAGGUAUUAAUUCCCCAGACAAGCCUGGGAACUGUGGCUCCCAUUGGCACUGGUAUGAUGUGUACAUCAGUCAUGUAACAGGGAGACAGUGGUGUAGUCCUCUCUCCCAUGCCCCAUGCAGUCCUGUCCCAUGGUUUUCUGUCCCAUCACCAACACCGGGAUCUCCCAUUCCUGGCUGCUUUUGUAGGGCUCAGCUCUACACCUGCUGCUUAGCUAAAGCGUCAGCUACCGGCUAAGUAAAACUGGAGCCCAGGGGCAGCCUCCAGUUGUCCUGUCCCAUAAACCUCCUUGUCCAGGAGCCCAAGUGCCAGAGCGUGUCUCUAUGUGGGCAAGUGGCACGGUCAGGCACGGUCAGUGUUUUUUUCAGAGCCUGUGGGUGGAACAUAUUUGAAUGCUUUGAGAACAUCUUUAUUUUACUGUGACAAGUUGGGAAAUGCCAGGAAUUUAUUUUCUUCCCUUUAUUUUUUUUUAAUGGGUUACCUGCCCUAGCCAGCACUUAAAAGAUCCAGAUUUUAAAAGUUAUUUUGUGCCUAAAAUUUUACAUAAUGUAAUUUUCAGUAUGACCCCCAUCCUAGCCUCUGUUGCAGUUCAAGACAGGCGUGGCAUUUCCCUUGCAUUUGGGGGUGGUUGAGCUGAGUCCCACUUUCCUAAUUCCCUGGUCUCCAGGCAGUUGGAGUUCAGCUUUGUUAGGGCAGGAGGGUGAUGACCGGUGUGGUUACUUCUGGGGGUGGUGUGUCUCUCCAAGCAGUUGUCACAGCCUGCGGUCAGGAGAGGCAGCAGCAAAACCUUUGCUGUUUGGUCGUCGGGCUCCCGCAAGGCUUCAUGUGAAGAGGAGAAAGGCAAAGGAAGAACAGUCCCUUUCAGAAAGUUAGAAAUACUGAUCUGAGAUGUUUCACGUCUCCAUGUGUGCGUGUGUGUCAGGACAUCUGGAGGGAAGCAUUACCCUUUGGUAUGUUUUCUGUCUUAAUCACACCACUGAUGUCCAUGUUGUGACAGAGACCAGUGAGUAAAUACUCUGCUGCUGGUGUUUUAGUCUGUGAGCCUCCAGACCUUGACUAUAAGUAGAGGUAAUUUGUAGUCUUGGUAAAACUUUCCAAAAUUUCUUCCUUCUCUGGAAGGAAGGGAAGGGUGUUUUACUGACUCUGGCAGAAGUGUCAGCAGCACCUUCUGGUUGUUCUGGCCAGAGUCCCUUGGAUGGGCUGACGUAUGGCACAUUGAACGACAGCAAAGCAAUUUCCCACCAUCCGAUGCUAUUGAUAGACAACAAUUCCCUGGGGGGUGAAAUGCGAUUGCUGCAAACAAAGGCUUGUUCUGGUUGUGUGAAUCACAUGGGCAAGCAGCAGCAAGGCUGCAGGCUGGAGAUGUUUUCCCUCACAGUGCAGGCACUGUCCCUUCCUACAUGGUGAUAAAUGAGAUUGCAUCUGCAUGGCACUUCACAGAGGAGCCAGCUUUUGGUCUUCCUCCUCCUCUUGUCUCCAAGACCCAUGUACUUCUUAUGAUGGAGCACCUGUGGUGGGCAGUGGUUAUACUGCCUCUGUUGUUAACUUGCCCUGGCUUGCAUCUUGUACCCAAAUAUGUCCUCUUUUUUUCCUCCACACCUAUCCCAUUUUUCUCCACACCCCUGUGCUUUUGAGGUCAAUCACUGCCGCACAACAAGGCUUCUUCUCUCUGUAGGAGAGCAUUGCCAUACAGUUGUGCUGGGAAGUGGCAUAAGCUCUCUCAGUAUAACUGUACUUACGCUGAUUUAAAGCAUCUGCCUCAGAGCUUUUAUCAGCAUAAGCCUCUUAAUAAAGAGGCAAAAAGUCAUACGCUCUCCUGGCAGAGCUAUACCAAUGAUGUAACUAGGCCUAAGGGCACAUUUACUUUAAAGUUAGGUUGGUUUAACACAGUAUGUGAUUUCAGUUAAAUCUUCCCAAGUAUGUGAGGACACUUCUAUUUAUGUUCCAUUCACACUACCUUUAAUUUAUAUUAAGUUCAUCAGGAUCAAGUUUGAGCUAAGUUGAGCACAGUGUUACUUUUCACACUGCUUUGGAUGGAUUAGAAGCAAUAGAGCUGAAUCAUCACAGUCCCCGGCUAGAGCAGUUUCACUCAUAGAAAGAUGCUCAGGAUUUUAACUACAUUUAUCAAAACCACCUGCAGAGACAAGCACACUUUUAUCAACGUGACUAUGUCCACCUGUCACCCAAAUGGUCUCUAAACUGGAAUAAUCACGUUUGCAAAGUGUGCUGCUCUAGUUUAAUUUAGCCUAACUGAUUUUGAUUUAGAUGGGCAACACUGAUUGCUUAUGUGUAGACAAGACUUGAGAGGUCCCCGCAGUGGGUAGGUACUGCAACCCUGCUGUAACGCAAGUACUUCUCCCUGCAGAAAUCCUAUGGCUGGUGUCCAUGAUAGCUCUCACUCCUGGUUCCUGGGGCCUCGUGCCCCUUGUUGGUGUGAUGGCCAGGAGGUGCACAUCACAGGGACGUUGGACACCCAGUUUCACUCAGACACCCCUGCGGCAUGGCAGAUAGCCAGGAAGACAGGGGCAAGGGGAGGCUCUGCUGUGCUCAGCGUCUGCUCCCAAGUCCCACCAUGGACACCAGUGGUACAUGGCCUCCUGGGCCCUCUGGGGUCCCCUAGGAACACCAAUGUCCCUGUGUCACCUGGACACCAGGCAUGCUUUCACUCUGAUUAUUCGGAGCAUCUCUGGAGAAAGCCAAAAGCCCACAGGCAGGUGGUGUACCCUUGCCAGUGCUUAGAGACUAAGCUUGAGAGCUUUCUGGCAACCCCUGGGAGACAGGUGCUGGGAAUUAAACCUUGCACUUUGGAAGGGCAACUCAGGUCUGGCUUUACCCAGCAGGAAACUGAAUCUGUGUUGCAGUGAGGUGCUGUAGCUAUCAGCACGAUCAGACGAAUGGGCUGGGCUAUCCACAAGUAUGGACCAUCCUCAAGCACCACCGCCAUCUUUGCUGCAGCUGGGGAAGGAGAUGUUGUGACGGUGCAGAGGCCUGACCUUUCACUGUGCUUUAGCUGUUAACAAAAGCCAUAGGCAUGCUACCUGAUGUGAAGCAGUGGGUUUCUCUCCUCUCAAAAACUUCCAUAUAUACAGUACUAUUUAUUUCAAUCAAAUGGAAAAACUGGUUGCACACUCUACCCAAACAAACUGGAGGUGGAGUCUCUUCAUUGAAAGAAAGAGUAAGGAAAAUGCCAUUGCGAUCUCUUUGAAUGCAUGGAUUUUAUUUAGUGACCUUUUGUUUCUCUCCUGCCUAAUACCCACCCUCUUCCCACAACACAUCUCCAGACUUGUCAGAGACUGAAAUUCUUCAUUUUGUGCUGGAGGAGUCUUGGUCCUUCAGGUCUCACUUGCUGACCAAAAGCUCAGUGCUGAUAAAUCUUUAGCAGAAGAAGCUUUUCUCCCAGGUGCUUCUCAACCACAUGAGUUAAGGUGAAGUGCACAGGACAAACAACAGAAAAAACACUGAGCUUAACAGAACUUGGCUCUUUCACAGCUGAUGAAGUCUUACUGCCAGUAUGUCCAGUGACGUUAUCUCACUAGUUCUCCCUGCCUCCAGAGUAUUCCAGGAGAAAAAAAAUGAAUAGGCAAGCCCUGAACAAAAGUGCUCCAACCCAAUCCAUUUUUCUUUUGCAGGUCACCUUUAAUCUCCUCCAGGGUGGAAAUUCCUUUUCUUUCCUCUUACUUAUUUUCAGAUUUGUUCUUACUAUAUUUCUUUUACCGUUUUGUUCCUCCACCAUGUUCUGCUUUGUUUGUGCUGCUGGCAACCGAAGUGAUUUAAAAAUGCCCAGUUGUUUGAAACAAGUGAUCUCCGGAUGAAAUUGCUCCCAAGGGCUCCUAGCAGCUGCAGGGGCAAGUGGCAUAAAUGUAGAUUUAAGAUCAGUGGGUGAAGGCAACUGUAAACAAAAGUACUAGCUGUGGAAAGUAUUGGACAGGUUUCUGGGAGAAGGAUAUUUCAAAGAAGCUGUGUGCCCCAGAAGCAUGGCUGGCAGCCUGUGGGGGAAGACCUCUCCCUGUGCUGUAGGGCUGGCUCAUGUUACGUUGACUGGGAGCAAUUGCACAAGGUGCCCAAGAUAGGGAGGGGCCCAGGUUUGGGCAGCUUUCCUGGCAAGAAGAGGCCAGCAAGGCUGGCAGGUGAUUAUGUUACUGGGUAUUAGCAGCCCAGCCAUUGGUGAUGAAGCAAUCCUAGACCCCCAUCAGGGGAGUUCUCAACAGGCCACCUGGGUUGGCAGUCCUGUAUAGCGCCUGUGGGUGGAAGCUGGGAGGACUGGGCACAGGAAUUGUUCCGCCUUACCUACCAUGGUUUUACACAUUUUCCCUGUCUAUACCCUACUGACCACCGUUUGGGGAGGAUGGCUUGGGUGGCAGGAGUCAGACCAGACCUGAGCUCUGAGCCUGCUCAGGGAGGAAGGAGGCAAGCCAGACUGGCCCCCACCACAGAUUGGCAGGAUCACUGAGGCUGUGGAGGAGAACGCCAUGCCUUAGACUGGGUUCAAAAAAGCAAUGCCUGGCUGACCUGCUGUGCUGGCUGGCUUUGCUUCCCUUUGGAGGUGGUAGACUUGGUGGGCUUAGUCAAAGCCAGGCAGCCUCACAGCUAGUAGCAGCUCUUCUCAGUGAGUGCAGCCCUAUUCCUCUUUGCAAAUUAUCCUUGAGUGAUUAUAAUUCUGCUUAUUUUACAAUGAUUGUGCUAAUGAUUUUUGCAAAUGAAUUUUAAACCAAGAGAUGGCUAGCCUGAUUAUUUGGCAGCUUUUACUGCUGUCAUCGCAUCCAAUAGCUGUUAUUCAAAAAACACUCUUUGCACUUGUGUUUACUCACCCAGAUUAUAUGGUGGGGUUGGGCUCUUUUGCUGGAUAUUUCCCAAGCCACCAAAAGCUUUGGACGUGGCAGCCCAAAUGCUUCAAAUGCAAAUACUCAAGCCAGCAAGUAUUUGACUAUCUGCCAAGCUCCUGUUUUCCGGGAACACACUCGUGAAUCAAAAUUUAGUCUCAUGAAUGUUUAUGGACAACAACCAAGAGAACAGCUCCAAAUCCCACCCUUCCAAACAAAUUCCGCUUCUCUCCUAACAUGUGUUCCUAAAUUCAUGUGGGCUUACCAGUUUGUGUCUAGUGCUAGCCAAAUAUGAAAUAUCCAUGUACACUCUUCUUUUCUUGGUCCCACUUUCCUUUCUUCUGGGGAAGGAAGGCAUUGCUCAAACUGAUGCUGAGAGACAUUCUUGCUCCUCAGUGCCUUCUCUGCUCACUGCCUGCUUCUGCCUCUAACUCACACAACAAAUGUUACACAGAAAACAAUUGUUGCUUUCAAAUUCAGUUUUUAUCCCUUCAGUGGAAAUGGCUGCUUUCUGGCCUGUUUUCUCUCCAGACCAGCAGUGCAUGAGGUGGGGAGAUGAUUUGCCACGCUUCCAAUGAAAAGAGUGAAUGUCUGUGCCUAUAGCAACUGGUGUUUCUAGUUGACCUGCUGUGGUUCUCAGGUGUUCCUCAUCCAGGACUCUGUGGGGAGCUGUGAAAACACAUUUAACAGAGUGGUUCCCUUAGGCCUGAGAUCUGCACCUGCCCUGAAAGUAAACUGCUACUGUCUCUCUCUGUCUUUUUACUUUAGGAGAUGUCACAUCAGCAAUGGGGCUUGAGGAGGGAUUGAAGACCAAGCGGGAACAGUGAUGGACAGGCUAAUGCCAGGCAUGGUGUGCUCAGAAAAGGGAGCUUUGCCCAGCACUUCGCAUCUCAUCCGUACUCAGUCAGGGUGGAGGCUUCCCCUCCUGCUCCUCCAGCCCCUGAGCAAGAGCGACUGUACGUCUGAGUCACGAUGGGCAAGAUGGACAACACCUCCGUGGAGCUCAGCUCUCCCACUGAGGUGAAGCAGGCAGCCCUGGAGGAGCCAGAGCCCACCACCCCUGAGGCUGUGAACACCAAGAAGAAGGAGGAGAUCCCAGACAGAGGCUCCUGGAAGGGGAGAUUUGACUUCUUGCUGUCCUGUGUGGGCUAUGCUAUUGGUCUGGGCAAUGUCUGGCGCUUCCCGUAUCUCUGUGGCAAGAACGGAGGAGGGGCCUUCCUCAUCCCUUAUUUCCUGACGCUGGUGUUUGCUGGAAUUCCUCUCUUCCUGCUGGAAACCGCUCUGGGCCAGUAUACCUCUGUUGGUGGACUGGGAGUCUGGAAAUUAGCACCCAUGUUUAAAGGAGUGGGGCUGGCAGCUGUGGUUCUCUCCUUCUGGCUGAAUAUCUACUACAUUGUCAUCAUCGCCUGGGCUCUCUACUAUCUCUUCAACUCCUUCACUGCGGACCUGCCAUGGCAGAACUGUGGGAAUGCCUGGAACACCGACCGCUGCUUCUCCAACUACUCCCUGGCUGACACCACCAACCUCACCAGUGCUGUCACCGAGUUCUGGGAGAGGAACAUGCACCAGAUGUCCGGGGGCCUGGGGGAGCCCGGCACCGUUCGCUGGCCCCUGGCUGGCACGCUGGCCCUGGCCUGGCUGCUCGUCUACUUCUCCAUCUGGAAGGGCGUGGAGUGGACAGGCAAGGUGGUGUAUUUCUCGGCCACCUACCCCUACUUCAUGCUCUUCAUCCUCUUCUUCCGGGGAGUCACACUGCCAGGAGCCAAGGAAGGGAUCCUCUUCUACCUCACACCUGACUUCAGAAGGCUCUCUGACUCUGAGGUCUGGAUGGAUGCAGCCACGCAGAUCUUCUUCUCAUACGGCCUGGGGCUGGGGUCCCUGAUUGCACUGGGGAGCUACAACACUUUCCACAACAAUGUCUACAGAGACUCCAUUAUUGUCUGCUGUAUAAACUCCACCACAAGCAUAUUUGCUGGAUUUGUUAUUUUCUCUAUUGUUGGCUUCAUGUCGCACAUCACGAAGAAGUCGAUCUCAGAGCUGGCCUCCUCAGGCCCUGGACUGGCUUUCCUUGCCUACCCACAGGUUGUCACACAGCUGCCCCUGUCCCCACUCUGGUCGAUCCUCUUCUUCUCCAUGCUGAUGAUGUUGGGUCUGGAUAGUCAGUUCUGCACCGUGGAAGGGUUUAUUACAGCCCUGAUGGAUGAGUAUCCUCAUCUCCUGAGAGCCAGGAAGAAGGUCUUCAUCGCAGUGGUCUGUUUCAUCUCUUAUCUCAUUGGGUUCUCCAACAUCACCCAGGGUGGCAUUUAUGUCUUCAAGCUGUUUGAUUACUACUCAGCCAGUGGCAUGUGUCUUCUAUUUCUUGUCUUCUUUGAGACCAUCUCAAUUUCUUGGUGUUAUGGUGUGAACAGGUUUUACAGCAACAUCGAAGAAAUGAUUGGCUACAAACCUUGCAUCUGGUGGAAGAUCUGCUGGGCCUUCUUCACACCUUUUGUCUGCCUGGGUGUAUUCUUCUUCAGUGUGGUGGAAAUGACCCCUCUGACACUGGGAAAAUAUGUCUAUCCCUCGUGGGGACAGGGCAUUGGUUGGCUUAUGGCUCUGUCCUCCAUGGUACUGAUUCCAGGAUACAUGCUGUUCUGUUUCUUCACCUCAACGGGGACCCUCCAGCAGCGCUUGCAGCAGAUGACACAGCCCAAGCCAGUGGCACACACUCAGAACAAUGGCCUCCAGCCGAAGACGUCCUUGAACGGGAGGGUCUCAGAUGCUGCCGUCUAGGAGGAGACCCCAGACCUCCUUGCCCUGCCCCGUAACUGCUCAUGCCAUGUUGUCCCUCAAGCUCCUCCGGCACAGCCUGCUGUCCCUGGCUCCGUGGUGGCUUUCGCUUGUCAAAGAGAGGACCUGGUGGAGGAACCCUCUCCCGUCUCUUCCUCCUGGCCCGGCUUACCAAGGCCCUGCACAAGCUGGCACCAGGGCAUUGUGUGGUGACCAUCUUCAUCCUGCAACAUCCUGGUCCAGGCUCUCAGGAAGAAGCAGCCAGUGCCCAGGUCUUCCUCCUUCUGACAAGAGGUGAUGUUUCCAGAGAGCUUAGACUGAUCGCUGACCACUUCGCUGUUCUUCUUCUUGUCUUGCCAUGUGAAUCUCCUCAGAGCAUCCCAUAGCACACAGCUGUGCUGUCACCCCAGAGAGCCAGCUGACACCAGGUUCAAUUCUAGAUGGUUGUUGACUGAUCUAGCAUAAACCAACACUAGCAAAUGCAUAACCGGAAGGGAAGUGGCAGAAUGAGGGAUUCCAGUGAGGAGUCCAGCAUGCUGCUAGCUGUAUGAUAUUCCCAAAACUGGAAAAGGGCACCAGGACAGUGUGUGCUUCUCACAGGUGCCGUGUUUCAGCCCUGCACAGUCUCCAGCCAUUAUCUCCGCCAUCCAUUGGGGCUGGCACUGUGAGCCACAGCCUAGCAGAGUAGGCAGCCUUUUUCUUCUGGAGCAUCCUGCCCUCUGCAGCUGUGUGCAGUAGCCACUCCCUGACCCUAAAAUGCAGUUAAGAGGGUAAGUGGAGGACUCUUUGCUGGAGGCUGUCCCAGUCUCCUACACUGACCAUGCUCUGCUGCAAUCAGCUUUGUGCGGCGGCAAGAGGUCUGCUGUAUAAUGGGGAGGCUUUCCAGCAUAAUGCAAAUCUCCCCGCAAGGUCAAACAGGGCAGUUCCUGUCAAAUAUCCUCCCUGGCUGCUUCCCCGUGUGGGAAGCAGUAACAUGUAGCAUAGUGCCCAUGGGUGGUUUAGCUUAUACAUUUUUCAGGAAGUGGCAACACCUAAAUCCCAGACAGUGGAAGGCAGAAGCUCCUGAGGGAGCUGGCAGGACAUAGCCACCCCCGUGAACCAGUGCUAACUUCCCUUGGGAAGUGUCUGUACAGCCAGCUGCUGGCACUGGGACAUCCCAACUCCCAGCACACACAGCAUGGGGGACUGUGAGCUGUUGUAAAUUAUGCUGGAGGAGUGUUUAACACCUUGGAGAAAGAAGGGAAGUGCUUAGAGCAGUCCUAAAGUAGCAGCAUAUGUCUGGUUUAUAAAGCCUUGAGAAAGGAGGUGGCUCACAGCAUCAUGUGCAGGUGUGACAGUGAUGGUCCCGUUUGUGACAGCCUCCCAGUGACUCCACGUAGAGAUACCCAUGUACUCAGAGCAUUUAAUGAGCACCCAUCGUACGUGUGCACACACAUUGUGGCUCAGUGUAAAUUAGUCUCUCCCCUCCCUUGGCAUCCUGACAGCAUCGCCAGGUCUGCCUGGUGGCUCACGCUCCCAGGCUCAGCUCAGAGUCAGUGAAUUCAUAAAUCAGUGUCCAAGGAAAAGUAUGUCUUAGUCAUGCUGUGGAGCUGUGACAUGAUGCAGGUUGACCCCAUGCUGCCCAUCCCUGGGACCAGCUGAUGCACGGGGCCAACCUGCUCUUCUGCUGGUCUCCCAGCCUGAGGAUCAGUAGUGUACAGAGGAAAGAAGUUGUCUAGUGAUUAAAGCUAAGUCAGUCACCUGUGGGGUUGGGUACCCUGCCAGCUCGCCAGUGCACCUCAAUUAACAUUGCUUUAGAUGUGUAACCAAUUUGUGUUUGUACACAUGGUACGUGCUGUGUCCUGGCUCCUAGUGGUCAUGGCUGCCAGGUCUUGGGUGCAUGUUUUGCAGUCUCCACACCACAAGCUGAGGUCAUGCCCUGUCCUGCAUCUAAUCAUUAGGGGGCUUACAUCAAAAAAAUCGCAGCUGUUAAAUUGACAUGAGGAAAAGCUGAAUUUACAGGCUUGAUCUUGAAAAGCUGAGGGCCAAACACUGAAAGCUGCAAUCAUAGUUCACAAUCAUAGUUCAAAAUUAAUCUCAGCCAGUCACAGAUGUGUUAUCUUGCCUUGUCCCGUAACUGCAAGUACUAGUAUAGCUGAAAUUUUUUAUUCCACUUUCACCUAUUUUUAUAAACUGGGGAAUAAAGGAAACCACUCCUUACAUACAUAUACAUGCUUUGAGAGGGACGUCUGUGUUGAAAACAGAUGUUAACCUCUGAUCUUUGCAGUAAUGACCUUUACUAGAAAUGUGCUUUUGCCUGUGUAUCCAUGCCACGUAACCUCUCCCCUUAAAUGCAGACUGAGAGUUGCACAGGCAGGUUAUGGGCAAAGGAGUCAAUUUUUGAGCGAGGCCUUAAAACUAUGGAAGACCUCAAUUUUUCCAACUUUACUGGAGCAGCUCAGCUCUGAGGUAGAACAAAUCAGUGCCA